UAAAGUUAUUCAAGAUUUAAGUAUAGCCAAGAGGGAACUAAACCAAGUUAAAAAAGAUUUUAUUAUUUAUAGAGAAAGAGAAAUUAACCUUGAAAAGGCAGAUGAACAAAGAAAUUACAUUAUACCUUCCUUAAAAAAGAAGAUCGAAGCAUUAGAAGAAGAAGCAAACCAAAAUGAGUUGAGAGAGUAUUUUAUUGACCAUGAGGAUAUUGCUAAAACAAUUUCUCAAAGAUACAAUUUACCGACUAAGAAAAUAUUGCUUGAUGAACAACAAAAAUUAUUUUUGAUGUCUGAUAGUCUUCAAAAAGAAAUAAAGGGGCAGACUAAGGCUUUAAGAAUGGUUUCUGACGCCAUUUUUAGGGCCCGAGCAGGAAUUCAGGAUCCUAAACGUCCUCUUGCUUCUUUUCUUUUUGUUGGACCAACUGGGGUAGGAAAGACCCUAGUAGCUUUGACAGUCGCCGAACAACUUUUUGACCAAAAAAGUAAUCUUAUUCGUUUGGAUAUGACCGAGUUUUCGGAGCCGCACUCAAUUAGUAAACUCAUCGGUUCUCCUCCCGGCUAUAUUGGCCAUGAAAAUAAACCGCAAUUAGAAAUUGUUCGUGAAAAAAUGUAUAGCGUAGUGCUUUUUGAUGAAAUAGAAAAAUGUCACCCGGAAAUCGUUAAUAUUCUCCUCCAAAUCUUAGAUAAUGGUUUUCUUACUUUAGCAAAUGGUCGCGAAGUUAAUUUUCGAAACACCAUUAUCAUUUUAACCACUAACUUGGGUUCAAAAUUAUAUUUUGAGGAUAGAGAAAAAAGCGAGUUAGAAGAGGAGUUGGAUUUCGAAUUAAAAAAUCAUUUUCCUCCUGAAUUUCUCAACCGCUUGGAUGAAAUAGUUUUUUUUAAUUCUUUAACAGAAGGAGUAGUUAAAGAGAUUAUUAAUAAAGAAUUGAAAACUUUUACUGAGCGGGUUGAACAGGAGAAGGGAAUUGAAAUAGGAUACAAUAAAGAAAAAAUAAUAAAAAAAAUCCUUCAGAAUACUUAUUUAAAAAAUCCCCAUGAUGGUGCUCGGCAGAUUAAACAUUAUAUAGAAAGGGAAAUCGGCACCUUGGUUGCUCGGGGAAUUGUUUCUCAGUUUCUUCAUUUUAGAGGUAGUUAUCUUUUAGAUUUAGAAGAGGGAACUGAUGAGAUUAAAAUCAGUAAAAUUUAUUCAUUAGAAUCAAAGAAAAAUUUGUUAAAAGAGAAAUAUGAAUAG
Entrophospora candida is the source of this 1231-nucleotide messenger RNA. The record is from the annotation of a GenBank genome assembly. NCBI's taxonomy places the organism in Eukaryota, Fungi, Glomeromycota, Glomeromycetes, Entrophosporales, Entrophosporaceae.